This is a messenger RNA of Microplitis demolitor, 2134 nucleotides long. RefSeq lists its product as uncharacterized. Lineage: Eukaryota; Metazoa; Arthropoda; Insecta; Hymenoptera; Braconidae. The record is from RefSeq and is a predicted model, not a curated record. The transcript has 2 exons. Bases 69 to 1952 code for a protein of 627 amino acids.
AAGCUCAAAAUUGAACUAGUCGUUGAUUGAAUUUGUGUAGAGUUACAUAUGAUAAAUAUUUCACGAUCAUGAUUUUCCAGGCGGUUUUAAUAUUUUUUAUUUUACAAGUUGGCCAGGAGCUAAUUUUAGCUGAUGAUUUUCUCGAUCGAAAUGAUUUUGAAAAUUUUAUCCAGAAAAAAAAUGAAAAUAAAGUUGAGUCACCAACUAAUUCUAUGGAACAAGUGAUUCCAAGAAUUGAAAUGGUUAUGGAAAACUAUUCAAAUAAAAUAGUAACUCAUGUUGAUAAAUCUUUCGAAGCAGAAUUGAAAUCGAUGAUAAAAGACUUGAAAAUUUUUUCCAAUAAAUCUUUUAAUAGUACCACGGAAUAUUUGAAAAAAUUAAUCAAACGGGAAGUUGAAUCGGUAAAGAUAAUUGUGAAAACUGUUUAUCGGGUGUUAGAGGCCGAAAAAGAAAAUUUCCAGGAUGAAAUUACUCGGGGCUUAAGAAAUAUGUCUCGAGCUAAAGUAGAAAUAGUUAAAAAUAUUUUAAAAGAUGAACUAGAUCAGUCUGCACGAGCUGAAUUGAAUGAAUUGAAAAUUAGUGUUAAAGAUGAAUUGAAAAAAUUUGCGAGAACUGAACUUGAUUAUUUCAAGAAAAAUUUGAAAAAUGAAAUUGUAGAAUCAUCUAAAAAUGAUGUGAGUUCACUAAAAACAUUUAUUAUCACUCAAUUGUCUUUGCUGAAAAGCGCGAUGGAAAAUUCUUACAUCCGAAAUUCGAAAAAGUCAACUUGUGAGUUAACUAAAUCAGCCAUUGAGACAAUAAAAAAUAUGACGGAAAAAUCAGAUAGUCCAAUUGAUGAUGAUUCAAAUCUUGAACAACAUAUGAGUAAAUUAGAGGAUAAAUUUGAAAGAGUAUUAUUAAGGCUUGAAUUUAAAAACUCAACUUGUAAAUUUGAUGAUCAAACAAAAUCAACUUUUGAAUCAUUGAAAAGUGUUUCAGAAAAGUUAAAUCAUCCUGAUCAUAAUAAUAAUAAUAAUAAUAAUAAUAAUAAUAAUGAAGUUUGUCAAAAGUUUGAAAAACUAGGUGACGAAUUAUCGAAAAAUCUAACAAUCGGACUUAAUAGAGUUAAUAUAAAACUAAGUUCGAUGAAAAAAUCAGUAUCUGGAAAAGUAAUAGCAAGUUCAAAGAGUAUAGAAAGUACAGUACGAGACGCAUUGACUGGCGAAUUGGAUAAGUUUUCAAAAACACAACUAAAAGCUACGAAAACAGCAAUAAAUGAUACGCUGGCAGGUAUUUUGGAAACUGAAUUGGAAUCGCUAAAAAGUACAUUUAAGAAUCAAUUGAAAGAACAAGUUGGUAUUUUUAAAGAUAAAUUUAACGAGUUGGUGAUUAAACCCGAAACUUUGGCUACUCAACUUUCUAUUGAAUCUUUGAACAGUACAAUUAAUCAAAUUCAGAAUAAACUGUCUAAAGAGCUUGAUAAAAGUACAAAUGAUAUUUUAAAUGCUAUUAAUAAAACAUUAACUGGUUACGUUAAAAAUGAUACAUUAAUAAUAACAAGUAAAGAAGGCAAAAGUGAUGAAAAAAUAAAAACUGACGGAGAUAUUCUAGCGACGACUCCUAAAGAUGAUUCUAUAGGAUUAAAUAAAACUUUGCCUAUUGAAAAAGAAGAAAUUGCUAAAGAAGGGACAAAAGGCUCUAGUAAAACAGAAAGUGGUGAUUCUGAUGGAGGUGUCAGUGUUUAUACUUCAACAGAAAAAACUGAUAAAGAUGGAGAAGAAACUCCUGUUGAAGAUGUUGAUGUUUCUUCUACAACAGAAGAAACUGUUGAAGAUGGAGAAGAAACUCCUGUUGAAGAUGUUGAUGUUUCUUCUACAACAGAAGAAACUGUUGAAGAUGGAGAAGAAACUCCUGUUGAAGAUGUUGAUGUUUCUUCUGCAACAGAAGAAACUGUUGAAGGUGGAGAAGAAUAAUCUAGUGGAGUUGGAAGAACUGACUCCGACAAUGAUAGACUUUCAUUAAAUUUCCUAUUUUUUAUUUUUUUUUGUAUCUUAGUUCUAAUUCCAAAUAAAUAAUUGUAAAAUUUUAACAAAAAAAUAAUUAAUUUCAAACUUAUAUAUAUAUAUCAAUCCACAAUAAAUGAAUCGUUUAUAAC